CCGCCUCUCAUCUGAAUAUGGCCCAGAGGGAGCGCGCGCAUGGGCCGCUCCCCGUGCAGGGCCAAGCCGUGGCCCGUGGGGCUGCGGUGCCUUUCGUGUGCGCGAGGGCAGUGGCGCGGUCACCGCCUGCAGCCUGAGAUUAACCCCAGAGCAGCCGGCAUUAACUCCCUCCGUAAAAACAGCAACGGGAAAAAGGAAUAAAGUGAAGGAUAGGCAAGGAACCCAGAACUCCCUCCAUGGUAUCUAACACCUCCCACCCCACCCACAUACAAUACAAGAAAGAUGAUAUGUCAGAUAUCAGCAUGGAACUUCCUGAUUGUUUCUGUACUCUCAAGUUGGUGUUCUGCUGCCCACCUUCAGGAUGAGGGCCCAUUGCUAACUGGAACACCACUCUCAGAGCCAGAGUAUGAUCAGUUCUUCAAACCUCUUCGUGCCCCUUACCGAGCCAGUGCCACCUGCCUCAUUCGUGCCUUGUAUGGCUGCCAGAAUCCUUUGAUCCGGAGACUGGACCAAUACGAAAACCAUGGAGUCAUCCCUCAAGGACCUGUAUGCUCAGACCUGCCAGAAAUUCCCUUCUUCGCAGACUUUUGUACAUUUACCUUUUAUCGCUGUACUAUGAAAAAGUAUUUUGUUAAGAGGGUUAUAUGCCCAGAAGAGAUCCAAAGCAAGUCUGGUAGGACACGAACCUUCAGCGAAGACGUCACUGCCAGUGACAGACUUUUGCCCCCAACAAAGCCCUCUCCCCAGUCUUCCACCAGCACCAGGCCCCUACCUCCUUCUGGUACAGGAGCAGCUGCUGUCAAGGAUAUCCUCCUACCAACUUCACCCCAAUCCAACUCCCACACAAGAAUACUCUUAAUCUUCUCUCAGAGCCCACCUAAACCACAGAGCAUACCAGAAAACUCCCCUGUCAACCAGAUCAGUGAAGAGGCUGAAAGUGGCCAGCAUCAAGGAGAGCUGUCCAGCCCCCAGGAGUCCCAUCUACCCACCAGCGACAUGGAAGACCUCUUUCUGCGGCUACAGGACCCCAAUGUGCAGCACUGGAUGCAGGCCAUGCAGGUGCUGCUGGCCAAGCUGAAGACAGCAGGAGAACAAGAGUUACAGGCUACUUCCCUAAAGCUGCUGAUGGCACUGAACCAUGCAGACAUACAGCAGGAGGCUAAGCCAACAGCCCCAGAAACAGUUCAGGAGAGAGAAAAAGCAGCAGGGAGGGAGCGGCCAUGAAGCCAUGCUGGCUGGUUUAUAUAAAAGAAGAGUCCAAUGUGCAAGCUUCAGUCUAACCUGACCUUUGAAAGGAAAGUAUCUUACAUGGGGGACUUCCCUGGAACCAUCAGUGUAAGGGAGGUGAUCGGGAUACUAAAUACGUGACAUUCUUUUAAGGUUUCCUGUGUUUCCCAUAGCCGAGGUGUGGGAAUGAAGAGGGAAUGCCUGACUGUUUUGGGUUUGAAGGAGGGUGAAUCCCAUCAGCUGAAAUGGGAUGACCAAGGAUUCAACAGGAAGAAAGCUUCCCUUUGGAAACAACAGGUCUAAGUGAAGGUUUCCCUCUUUCAUAUGAAUAAUUUUGCUAUUGUGUCAUUCUUUAAGAUGGAGGUCUCCAUUCCCAGAAAAGGGGGGGGGGGAGAAACGGGGGUGGAGAAAGUGACUCAUACUGCCUAUUUGGGUUUGUAUCCUGCCCCAAAAAUAAAGACUGUUCUGCACAGAUGAGAAGGGAUUUGUGUGUGAUUCAGUAAAUACCUUAGGAGGAAGUCAGGCCUUUCAUCUGCAAGUGUAGAUGUUUCCAUUCAGAGCCAAACACACAUCAGAUUUUCCCUUCUCAAAAUGAGACGUUUCAGUUGAACAACACAACAGACAGUUUAAAAUCAGGAAGGUCUUGCCCUCCAGGGUAAUUUCUGGUUCAGGGCAUUUGCUCUCCUACAAGCAUGGUGUCUGUAUCAUGUGAUCUACUCCUGGAAUAAAAGGUGUAUAAAAACAAAGGACUAAUAUUGAUUUCAAUAAGUGGGCCCACCUGCCCCAGA
This is a messenger RNA of Chrysemys picta bellii (western painted turtle), 2015 nucleotides long. Its product is annotated as acrosin-binding protein-like. The record is from RefSeq and is a predicted model, not a curated record. NCBI's taxonomy places the organism in Eukaryota, Metazoa, Chordata, Testudines, Emydidae. Gene Ontology annotation, cellular component: nucleus; acrosomal vesicle.